AUGGAUGAUUUAUCUCAAUGCCAAGAUUUAGAUGAUCAAACUCAAGGUGGACAUAAAAAGCUACAAAAGCAUAACUUAGUUAAGCCACCCUAUUCUUACAUUGCAUUAAUUACUAUGGCAAUCCUUCAAUCACCCCAAAAACGCUUAACCUUAAGUGGUAUAUGUGAAUUUAUUAUGAGCCGUUUUCCCUUUUACCGCGAAAAAUUUCCCAUAUGGCAAAAUUCCAUACGACAUAAUCUAUCGUUAAAUGAUUGUUUCGUCAAGAUACCGCGCGAACCUGGCAAUCCAGGCAAAGGAAAUUAUUGGACUCUCGAUCCUGCCAGUGAAGACAUGUUCGAGAAUGGCAGUUUUCUACGACGUCGUAAACGAUUUAAACGACAG
Molecule: messenger RNA, 381 nt
Organism: Trichoplax adhaerens
Lineage: Eukaryota; Metazoa; Placozoa; Uniplacotomia; Trichoplacea; Trichoplacidae
Product: FREAC-4
Exons: 1
Biological process (GO): anatomical structure morphogenesis; regulation of transcription by RNA polymerase II; cell differentiation
Molecular function (GO): RNA polymerase II cis-regulatory region sequence-specific DNA binding; DNA-binding transcription factor activity, RNA polymerase II-specific
Source: RefSeq, a predicted model, not a curated record